Messenger RNA from Colletotrichum navitas, 1448 nucleotides. Its product is annotated as FeS cluster assembly scaffold IscU. The coding region runs from base 433 to 987 and encodes 184 amino acids. The transcript has 5 exons. The record is from RefSeq and is a predicted model, not a curated record. Gene Ontology annotation, biological process: iron-sulfur cluster assembly; intracellular iron ion homeostasis. Lineage: Eukaryota; Fungi; Ascomycota; Sordariomycetes; Glomerellales; Glomerellaceae. Gene Ontology annotation, cellular component: cytoplasm; mitochondrial matrix. Gene Ontology annotation, molecular function: ferrous iron binding; 2 iron, 2 sulfur cluster binding.
GUCUCCGACCCCAACACACUCCAUGACUUAAUCCACGGUCAUUGAACGCUCCCAUUGGCCAGUCCCGCUCAUCCGCUAUCGCCGAGAUCGCCAUCUUAGGUACUACUAGUGUAGCCUGCACCGUCACAAGUCCCGCAUCCCCGUUCUCCAGAAAACAAAUUCCAGUUAUCCGCCUCCCCCGUCCGGUGGAAUCUUCGCCUCCCCUCGUACACACCCUCCUACAUCUACGAACCGCUUUCUUCAACCUUCUAUAUCGACCACCUUUUGUCGUCAUCGCCAUCUCGAUUCGUCGCCUAUACCCCAAACCGAACUCUGCGACUUCACUCGUAUCUACAAAAACCACUCGUUGUCGAUACCUACCCACCAACAGCUCUUGCAAAACUCACGCAUUCACGCUCACACACAUUCACAUACAUCGAAUCCCUGACCGAAAUGUUCUCCAGAUCGCUCCGCGUCGCCUCCCGCAGGGUCCUCGAGACCUCUGUUCGCCCUUCUACCCUCCCCGCCCGCCAGCUUGCACCCGCCGUCUCCAUCGGCGCCACGAGGGCCUACCACGAGAAGGUCCUUGACCACUACUCCCGCCCCCGUAAUGUCGGUUCCAUGCCCAAGGGCGACAAGGACGUCGGCCAGGGCCUCGUCGGUGCGCCUGCUUGCGGCGAUGUCAUGAAGCUCAAUAUUCGCGUCGACCCCAAGACCAACAUCAUCUCCGAUGUCAAGUUCAAGACUUUCGGCUGCGGAUCCGCCAUCGCCUCCUCCAGCUACCUCACCGAGCUCGUCCGCGGCAUGACCUUGGAGCAGGCCGGUCGUGUCAAGAACACUGAGAUCGCCCAAGAGCUCAAGCUCCCCCCCGUCAAGCUGCACUGCAGCAUGCUCGCCGAGGAUGCCAUCAAGGCCGCCAUCUCAGACUACUACACCAAGAACCCCAACGCGAAGCCCACCAACCUGGCCGGCACUGAGGCCAAGACCGAGACCCCCGCCUCCGCAUAAUCGGUACCGACGUCUCUCUUUCGUUACACGUUACCGGAGUUUGGGUUGGGGGAGUGCAGAGAGGACGCUGCGGGCGGGGGUGAGAAGCCCGGGCAGAAAUUGCCAGUACGAAAAAGAACACCCAUCGAUGUUUUUUCUUGCUUGCAUCUUAUCACCAAUGGUUUCCAACAAAAAAACUCUGGAGUUUUGGGAAGGAAUUAUGGGUUUAUCUCGGGGCUUGUAUGGAUGAAAGCUUCUCCGUCGCGACGAGGAUCGCAACAUGGAGGUCGACACGCUGCCGCGAAAGAAACAUGCCUUUUUCCAUGUGUUCUGCCAGGAGGGUCUAGUUCGGGGGGAGGGGGCAGAGUUGUACGUCAGUGUGAAAAUACCAUCUAGUUUUCAGUGGCCAGCUUAUUAUCAGCGACCCGACAGAGACGAAAAUGCCAAAGAACGACAUUGUCCUGCCAAUGUGCUGCCGCCCA